AUGCCUGAAUCCGUUGCAGUUGCUGUAGUUAUCAGGUACUCAUCUAGUUUAAAAGGAAAAAUAUUAGAAUGGGACGUUAUUGAAAUUCUAAAAUAUUCUGGUGUAAAAUCGAAUAGAAUGAAAGCUCUUCGUGGCCAACUGGUUCGACAGUUGAACGUUCUUCUAUUCGUAUCCGAAAAGGGACCCAACGAUGGAGGGGUUGAUAUACGUUCAUCUAUCUGUACGCAAGUUAAUGAUAUCCCAUUGGUUUUUCAGUGCAAAAAUUGGGAUGAUCAAAUAGGACCCCACGUCGUCCGUGAGCUUAGAGGUGUCGUAUGUGAAGAACGGUCAGGAACGGUCGGUAUCCUGGUAGGUCCCUAUGUGGAAAUUUUUUCAGAUGCAGCAGUAGAAGCGGCCGAAAUUGAUGAACUUAGAAAGAAGUUCGCAGAGGCUGAAGCUGAAAAUAUAAAAUUAAAACAAUCUUUGGAAGAAUAUGCGCUUAAAGAUAGAGUCACGAAAUUGGAACAGAAUCAGACACAAAGUGAUAAUAAAAACCAGAUUGAUAAAUUAGACGACGAUAUCGGGAAAAUCAAACAGAUAAGUACACUCAUUCCACAAGAACAAUCUUCGGCUAAUAUCACUUCUUUCUGUGAAACUAACUCUGAAGAUAACCCUAAACAAAUAGACUCACGAUAUACUUCCGCAUCUGAUAUAACUGAUAAUACUUCAAAUUCUGAUGCUUUUUCAGAUAUAUCUGAAAAUGUAUCUGAUAACGUUUCAAACCUGAUAUCGGAAAACAUUAGUAAUAAAAUAAGAGAAAGGAAUCGAGAAAAGAACCUUCAGAGUCAAGGAUCAAUGCAAAAUACAUCUUCCUUUUCUGAAAUACAAAUAAGCAAAAUUACAGCACAAAAUAUCGCCGAUUUAUUUAUUACAGCAAUAAAAGUUAGACAAAAAGAGAUGCAAAGCGUCCUCAUUUCGUGA
Messenger RNA from Cetraspora pellucida, 960 nucleotides. The record is from the annotation of a GenBank genome assembly. Lineage: Eukaryota; Fungi; Glomeromycota; Glomeromycetes; Diversisporales; Gigasporaceae.